CUAAAUCCUUUCUCCAAUAAAAGUCAUUCACUGAAACAAGAAAGCAGAAUUGGGAGAAAUUUUCCAGAAGCAUACGCGAACGGAGAGAGAGAGAGAGGAAAAAGGAAAACGCGAACAAAACAAAGGAAAAGAAAAUGGAGGAAGAAGAGCAUGAGGUGUACGGAGGAGAAAUACCCGACGAAGGAGAGAUGGAAGGCGACUUGGACCCUCACAACGCCGACGUCGACAUGUCCGCCGCCGAUGACGACGCCGUCAAGGAAUUGGAUGAGAUGAAGAAACGGUUGAAGGAAAUGGAAGAUGAAGCAGCGGCUCUUCGUGAAAUGCAGGCCAAGGUCGAGAAGGAAAUGGGUGCUGUUCAAGAUCCUUCUAGCAUAGCAGCUAAUCAGGCAAGCAAAGAGGAAGCAGAUUCACGAUCAGUUUUUGUUGGCAAUGUUGAUUAUGCAUGCACACCUGAAGAAGUGCAGCAGCAUUUUCAAUCUUGUGGCACUGUAAACAGAGUGACUAUCCUUACUGACAAGUUUGGCCAACCAAAAGGCUUUGCUUAUGUGGAGUUCCUGGAAGCAGAAGCUGUUCAAGAGGCACUUGUGCUGAAUGAAUCUGAAUUACAUGGCCGCCAAUUGAAGGUUUUGCCUAAAAGGACUAAUGUUCCUGGGAUGAAGCAGUACCGUCCAAGGCGUUUCAAUCCUUAUAUGGGCCAGCGGUUCAGGAGACCCUAUGUACCACCUUAUUUCUACUCUCCUUAUGGAUACGGGAAGGUUCCUAGAUUCAGGAGGCCUAUGCGAUACAUGCCUUACUACUAGAAGACGAUUGAGCUUGUGAUAACAUAUUUAAUAAGUUUGAAUGGUUUCAUCCAGGAAGUAUAAUGUCAAUGCAUUAUGCCAGUCUGUUCAGAGGUUAUAAACAGACAAUUUCUAUUUGCCAUAUGCAAUUUGUAUCAUCUACUAUCAACUGAAUGACAUUGCUAAAAGUAUCAAACUUUCUAGCUUAAUAAUUUGGACAAUUUAUGAUUAUAGUA
Messenger RNA from Durio zibethinus, 1015 nucleotides. RefSeq names its product polyadenylate-binding protein 2. Gene Ontology annotation, molecular function: poly(A) binding. NCBI's taxonomy places the organism in Eukaryota, Viridiplantae, Streptophyta, Magnoliopsida, Malvales, Malvaceae. The record is from RefSeq and is a predicted model, not a curated record.